ACAGAACAUGUAAGAGAACUGUUCAAAGACUUGCAGACAAAGUGAGGCAAGAUGCCUAUCACCAAAAUACCAAUAGUUCACAAGUUUGGGAUUAUAUCCCACACACAGAGGCUUGAGUUACAGGAAAGAUUACUGAAACAGUCCUACAUACAGACCCUAAAAAGCCAGAAAGUUCUUGUACCAACAAGAAAUCCAUUGGAAGUAUCUGAAGAUUUUGUACAGGAAUACAACAAUGCUAAAGACUUUGAUGAGAAAGAAAAAUUGGAGCAAUCUGCUCAAAAGAUGCUGGAACGAUCCAAGAGAAGGGCUGGUUUGAAGGAUGGAGGUGUGGGCAAACAUGUAAAUCUUCCUAUGGCAUGGACAGAACUUGCCCAGCUAGCUCAGUGUAGAGGUAAAAUCCAGGAAGAAUGUUUGGAUGUUUUGAUUAUCUCCCUUGAUCAAUCUCCGUUAGAGAAGUACCAUAUACCAGCACUGUUCUUCCUAGCGGAGACCAUGUUAUACUGGUUACGUACAGAUGCUGUCCAUCAACCUUACCUCAGAACUGGUGAAAUCAAACUUUUAAAGAUGGGCCAGCUGGUAUUUUCCCGCCUUUUUUACCAUCACAUGGCAGGUCAAUUGUCUGGACAGAAGGACUUUAAAAACAGAUUAUUCACAUACCUAGAUGGACUACAGGAGUGUCAGGAGGCGUACAGUCCCUAUCCAAAUGCUCUCCUCUCUCUGAGGUUUAUCAUCACAGUGGGUAAAAUCAUCAUGUCAGAUACCCAGCUUGAACCUGGAGAAAUCAAAGAAGGGGACAAUGUCCGUAAAUCUGCUCUCAGCAGACCAAGCGCUAAGAGUACAGAUACUGGUAAGAGAACCACUGCCCACUCGAAGGACUUGACAACUCACACUGCCCACAGUGUGGCAAUAAGUAGUAGUGUUCAUGACCUCAGCCCCACCCUGUGGCACGCCCUGGAUGUAUGGAGGUGUACAAAUCAUCUAAGUGGGGGCCUCACAGAAGCCCUGAAAGCCCUGAGUCAUUGUGGUAUGGGGCUUGUAAAUGAAAGCUGGGUGGACAGUAUGAUAGCUCUCCAGAUCCUGGCAGAAGCCUCCAAAUCCAGCCUCAUGGCCCUCAGGGCCCUCCAUAAUCUUGCCCGAGGGUACAGACCAGGGGACAAGGUGAAAUCUCCACCAGUUUCUAGCCGGUCAGAAAGUUCAGAACAAAAAUUGAAGCAGAGUACAUCUGCCACUGAAUCAACGAAGAAAACAUUAAGAUUUGAGAGUUACAGUUAUUCAAGUGAUGAGACAAGCCCAAAGGAUCGUGAAUCUCGUGCUAGUGUAGCAAGCUCCAAACCAACGUUGAGUGAUAUCUACGAGAGGAGUGAGGAAGGGGACUCGGAGAAAAUGAAAACAUCAGCAACAGGUUCUGCAAAGACAAAGAGUGGAAAUACGUCAGCAAAGGAUACAGACCUCAGUGAAGCAUCACCUUCAUAUGUUGAAUCCCCUUCGAAGAAGGAUGAACCUAAUGUUAAAGAAAUGGUAUCUCCAACUGGUCCAGGAACUUUAAAAAGAGAGGUAUCAUUUGAUACUGGAGUGCCUGUGAAAGAUGAGGAUAUAAAAUCACCUGUCAGAAAAAUGUCUCCAAAAUCAACACCAGGGACAAGGGCCAUGACUCAAGGGUCACGGACAACUGCAGGAACUGGGGAGAGUAUGUUUCCACCAGGGACUGGGUACCAGGCUGAAGCUGGUACCACUUUACCAAGUGGUCGAGCAUCAGAGGCCAGCACCGUUCAAACUUAUACUAAUGCUGCAAGUACAGACUUACCUGGUAUCAAUGGUUGGCAUUGGGAAGUGGCUAUAACAUAUACAGAUGUACUGGCAGAUAUUUGUCUGCAUGGAGGGAGUGCAGAGAUCCAGAAACUGGCUCUGAUGGGAACCAACCAGGAUGUUGCUGACCCUUUUAAGAGAGGCUACAAUAACCUACCUCUACACAGUGCAGGGUUACUUGACUUGGCCUUCUUUAAGGCAGUCAGUGAAGCUCGGGAUGGAGGUCCGAACGAUUGGAGUUGGCGUAUAAGAUUUGGUGCUGUUCAAUCUAUGGUGAAAAUAUGUCGUUGUUUGGCUAAUGAUAAAAACAAGGAGGGUAUUAGAACAGCUGCCUGGAAUGUCUUACUGCGGGCACACUCCAUGGAGAAAGAUGAACGUGUAUUAGAGGCCCUCAAAGUUGGACAGGUACAUACCGACAUUGAAGGAUUUCUGAACAAACAGUUGGUGUGUAAUCCUUACACAUUAGGCUCAAAAGUAGCUGCCGGACUGUCUGUGAUUUAUCUACCCCCUCUCCCUCCCCCUGUUGACCCGUAUGUGUCCCCUAAGAGGAGGGAGUUAACACCAUCACCUAACAAGGCAACAACGACUUCCCAGGAGUCAAUGCCUCAAGUGAAAGAGAAACAUAAAGCAAGAACAUCAUUAAAGGAGGAAAUAAUGCUGGCAACAGCUCUGUAUGAACCAUCACCUUCCUUCAAUACAAGAACAAGUUUUGACUUGAGAAGAAUUGUAGAAGAUCAGUGGAGAAAGGACCUUCAGAAACAGAUGGAAGAAGAAGAAGCUGAGAGACAAAAAGCUUUAAAAGAGAGACAAAAAGAGGAAGAAGAAUUUCAGAGACAGAUUGAAGAAAAAAGACAACAGAAAUUCAGCAAAUCAUAAACAUUGAAAUAGUGGAAAUAGUGGUUUAUUUUUUAUAACUUUAUUUGCCAGAGAUAUUUCAUAAGCUAGCAUCAGUUUAAAGAAGUAUUUAGAAAAAUGCCUUUUUUGCUUGAUUUUUGCAUGGCAAGAAAGGUUCUAAAUAAAUUCACAAUUUUAAUUGAAAAUUAAGAUUUUCUGGAAGGAAAGUACCUUGGGGGUCUUUUUGAAAAAAAAGGGGCUGACACUAAGAAUACUUGUUUCUAGACAAUUGGAAUGGAUCAUUGAUUAUUGCUGCUAGUAUUCAAAGGUUUUAAUAGUGUCAUCUAAGACAUUCAUUUGACUGAUUUAUCCAAAGACAGAAUGGCUGAAUAUUAUAUAUAAAAGAAAAAUAUUAUGCUG
Messenger RNA from Ruditapes philippinarum (Manila clam), 3060 nucleotides. RefSeq names its product transmembrane protein 232-like. NCBI's taxonomy places the organism in Eukaryota, Metazoa, Mollusca, Bivalvia, Venerida, Veneridae. The record is from RefSeq and is a predicted model, not a curated record. The coding region runs from base 52 to 2682 and encodes 876 amino acids. The transcript is spliced from 19 exons.